CUCCCAUCCUGAUAAGUAGCGACUGCAAGCUGCUCCCUGGCUUCUCUUGACGGUGUCGCACUCGUCCACUAAUCUCCUCAGAAUGUUUGUUUCUCCAGUUUCGAGUCCGGUAUUUCGUACGCCAUCCCACAGGGCAACAAAAUCCUCUCCAUUAGUCAGCCAAACGUCCUCGCCGUCGAGCCCAACAUUUUCUUCGCCUUUAUCCGCGGCCCAAGCUCGGCGAAAAGGUCAAUAUAAGACCAUGUCCCCGAGUUCUGAGACCCCACCUACUUCUAAACACUUCCCGCGACGCACCGUCAACACUUCGGCUUCUCUUUUCGGAAACUCUGCGAGUACACCCGAGCAAUCGCAAAAGGAAUUUCUGAGACAACGCUUCCAAACGCGCUGUUUUCUGCGUGCGGCCAAGGCGAGAGAGAGUGCUGUGAAGCGGAAGAGACAUGUCGGCAGCGGAGACGUGUUUGAUGAUGCCAUGGAUGACGACAAGGAAGAGACGGAAGAUGAGGUUUUGAAAGACAUGUUCUUCAAAAGGAUCGUAGAGCAUGCCAACCGUCGGACACAACAUGCCUACAAGCUUUCUUAUGCCAAUGAAGUUGGCUCAUCUUUGGAUCCGGACAUGGAGGAUCUGGGCGCUUGGGAGGCUGAAUUACACGAAUCAGAGCUGCAGUCAUCUCCUAGGCGAGAGGAAACCACACCAGAAGAACGCGAGAUUGCGGAGCUGCAGGCCUAUGCAGACGAAUGCGAGCGGCAAGCUGCCUUGGCAGACUUUGAAGACAUACCCGAGGCAUUUUGGGACGACUCGGACCUCGAUGAAGCCGAGCUUGAUACAAUGGACAUUUCUUGAUCUUUUUGGUGGCAGGAUCUUCGUUAUACUGUAUCAUUAUACUCAUUUAUAAAGUACCCCAUCUUUAUCAUGUCCACUAUUGACAAUCUCACAAACCUUGGACGAUACAGUUUGUCUCAUUUCUAGGUAUCGAAUAUUCUUCAUCCUGCCCAACGGUGCGCAUGACUCAACCCUGCAAUCAGUUACUUUUGCUCUGGCUUUCAAGCAUUCAUAUACUCAUACUCGAGCCCGAAGCGACUACACGUCCGUUUUCUUCCUUACAAGCGCAUGUCGUUGUAAUCUCAAUAGUUACACUCCAUAAGUAUACCGACAUAAACUCCAACUAGAUCAAGUAGAUGAGGAACUACCAGGCGGAUGCCGUCGGGGCAGCCGGCAAGUAGAUGCUUACGAUUUAUCUUUUUCUAUCCCUC
Molecule: messenger RNA, 1251 nt
Organism: Guyanagaster necrorhizus
Lineage: Eukaryota; Fungi; Basidiomycota; Agaricomycetes; Agaricales; Physalacriaceae
Exons: 4
Coding region: 242-841 (199 amino acids)
Source: RefSeq, a predicted model, not a curated record